Molecule: messenger RNA, 683 nt
Organism: Vigna radiata var. radiata (mung bean)
Lineage: Eukaryota; Viridiplantae; Streptophyta; Magnoliopsida; Fabales; Fabaceae
Product: transcription factor PAR2
Exons: 1
Coding region: 221-433 (70 amino acids)
Biological process (GO): regulation of DNA-templated transcription
Molecular function (GO): protein dimerization activity
Source: RefSeq, a predicted model, not a curated record
AAAAUGGGAUCGGCUGGGCUCGGCUCUCAUGGCCCGUUUCUUGAACUUUGCCUUUUUCUCCAUUCAUUUAUAGCCCUCCCCCAUUUCUCAUUCCAUGCCAUUCUCUUCCACUCCCAUCAUUGUUUUCUUCUUUCCUUUCUUUCUCUUCUUUCAUUUGAACAAAUCUACCAUAUUUAUUAGUAUUUUCUUCCUUUGGGACACAAAAUUGUGCUAAAAAUUAAUGGGUUGCAGGGACAUGAGAAAGGUGAGGUGGGGGAAGAGGAGGAGGAGGCAAGAGGGUGUAGAGAGGAGGAUGAAGAAGCUGCAGCGCCUGGUUCCCGGUGGCGCCGGAAUGAACCCCGACCGGCUCUUCCUUAAGACGGCGGAACACAUCUUAAAAUUAAGGAUCCAACUCAAUGUGCUGCAAGCUCUUUCCAAGGUUUUCAAUGCUUGAUGAUGAUAUUCAUUAUUAUUUAGUAGCUAGUGAGGCAUUGCUAUAUCAAGUUGUACCAUCAUUGUUCUUAUAUGUAUUCAUCUAUUAUAUUUAUUUUUAUCAAUUAAUGCCUAUGCUAAUUCCUUUCUGAUGAGGUGAAUUCGGCUCGCUUACUUUCCUUUCUCUUCACUUCCACAUUUUUUUUUCUACAACAGGGUUCAGAUUAUCACACAUUUAAUUAAAUCUGGGGCUUAAAUUUUUAGUUCAGCAA